Plodia interpunctella (Indianmeal moth) is the source of this 6315-nucleotide messenger RNA. Its product is annotated as glucose dehydrogenase [FAD, quinone]-like. Gene Ontology annotation, molecular function: oxidoreductase activity, acting on CH-OH group of donors; flavin adenine dinucleotide binding. The transcript is spliced from 12 exons. NCBI's taxonomy places the organism in Eukaryota, Metazoa, Arthropoda, Insecta, Lepidoptera, Pyralidae. The record is from RefSeq and is a predicted model, not a curated record. Bases 1209 to 3083 code for a protein of 624 amino acids.
AUGUAGUCUUAGUCUUAGAUAAUAGUUGUUAAAAUAGUUUUAAGAAGAAAACAAAUUUAUUUUAUGCCAUUUGAUAAAGCUGUUGUAAUUGUAGAGCUACCACGAAACAUAAAGCACUUAGCCCGUGUCGCACGUUCACACGUUAUCUCUUUUUUAUACGAUGCAUAUGUACACGAUAUGACAAAAAGAGGCAACAUGGACGUUGGUCUUAACGUGCUACCUACGUGUAGCCUACCAGUAGUCUACCUACUAUCGUGGUAGGCUACUGGUAGGCCCACGGCAUCUAUCUAUUUAUUAAAGCUUCUUCCCUUCUGAUUCUAAAUCUUUCCUGUGUUCCUACUAUUGUUUUAUGUGAGUAAAUAUGAAUCUAAUGAUAUGCACGGAUAUGAUUUAGCAAGCAGCCUUGAAUUGCACGUAUCACUGUAAGUUUCCAUAAUACCUUUGCAAUAUUCUUGGUUUAGUACGGAACCCUACUUAAAACAAGGAAAUUAGCUCGUUCCAUUAUUUUUUUCCUGACCGCUGACUGAGAAUGCUUUUAUCACAAAUACGCGUUUAGUAUCAUAUUGCUAUUCUAUUAUAAUACAGUAUUAGUUUAUUUACAUGUUUUGAUAAAAUAAAAACUAACUAAAUUAAAUAGUAAUUAUAUGCAACUGACCUUUAAAAUUGGAACUAUAUAAAAGUUAUUGGUUUUGUAUAAAUGACGGAGAUGAACGGAUGGUAUAGUUGCAAUAAGACCUUGUGUUAUUUCAACCGUCAAAUUCCUUGAAAAAUUAUUCAAAUGUUUGUUACAUUUGUGUAUCUAAUUGCGUAGGUAUGUUUAGAGAGCCGAUAUAUUUAUAAGGGAUAUAUUCUAAAAAUAAUUGAAAUCAACUGAACAAUUAUUCAACCUAAAAUUAAUCCAAUUUACAUAAACGGCCUAUUUUUUCUUUGUCUUUAGGCAUUUAUCCAGUUUUAAAUACAGCAAAAUUGUCACAGCUGGUUUCUGAUGACGUAAAAAAUUACAACGUUAUUUGUUCUCCAUACGCAUUUUAUUUAACUAAAUUUACUAAUUAUUCAGAUCUACGCGAACUCAGUGGACAGUGUUCUAACUGUUGGUGUAGGGUUAGCUCUUUGCAAAUAACUUUGGAAUUCAUCUUUGUAUUGAAGUGCUCCAACAAUUGUUUCAUUGAGUUUUGUAGUGAAUCCAUGGAGAGGACACAGAAAAGGAUAUGGAUAUGCUAGCAGGGGACACAGCGCACCACCCGAAACUUCAAAGAGUCAAAAUGAUUUUAGCUGCGCAAGACUGCCAAUGCCCUUUAGUAACAGAAGGGCCGUCGUUAACAAACUCCCCAAUAUGCAGCGGUACAAUCCUGUUCAUGGUGCUUCUCGAACAGUUCCUGAACGGACGAUGCGACAUCGCGUCUCCGUGCAAAAGACUAAAGUCAGUUAAGCGUGUGGACCAGGACUACGACUUCAUAGUCGUGGGUGCAGGCUCGGCAGGGUCCAUUGUGGCUGGUAGACUGGCAGAGGAUGAAAAGUUUAAGGUCCUUCUAAUAGAGGCGGGUGGUCCAGAGCCUAUAGGUGCAAAGGUUCCCUCGUUCUACAGGACCUUCUGGGACAACGAGCAAGUAGACUGGAAGUACCGCACGGUCCCGUCCAACUACUGUCUAGACCAGAAAGGCAAGGGCUGCUGGUGGCCCAGGGGGAAAGUUAUUGGUGGUUCGAGCGUGCUUAACGGCAUGAUGUACCAUCGCGGGCACGCGGCCGACUACGAGGACUGGGUGAACGCGGGCGCUAAGGGCUGGUCGUGGGAGGAGAACCUGCCCUACUUCGACAUGACCGAGGGGAACAAGCAGAUCGGCUCGCUCGUCAGCGCCAAACACCACUCGGACACCGGCCCUCUGCCCGUGCAACAAUUCAACGACCAACCUAAGGCUGUGUACAGACUGCUGGACGCCAUCAACGAGACGGGGCUGCCCGUGGUCACUGACCUCAAUGACCCCGACACGCCCGCCGGCUUCGCCAUCGCACAAGCUUUCAAUCUAAACGGACAACGAUACACCACAGCACGUGCAUAUUUAGAACCGAAGCAGAAUCUUCACGUCUUAAUGAACGCUCACGUCAGCAGAGUGCUGGUAGACGGAAAGCAAGCCGUCGGGGUGGAGUACAUCGACCAACAGGGGAAACAGCAAACUGUUAAGACCACUAAAGAGGUAAUUCUAAGCGCAGGCGCAUUAAACAGUCCUCACAUCCUCCUCCUCUCCGGCAUCGGGCCGAAAGACACCCUGGACAAGUUCAACAUUCCCGUCAUACAAGACCUGCCAGUGGGGCAGAAUCUACGGAACCACUAUGGGAUCACCCUGAACUUCCUUCUGACGAAGAACAACAACACCAACCAGCUAGACUGGCAGGCGUUGACCGAGUAUCUCCUGAAGAGGGACGGGCCCAUGAGCUCUACUGCUAUCACGCAGGUGACGGGGCUGAUGUACUCGAGCCUGGCGGACAAGUCCCGGCGGCAGCCCGACAUCCAGAUGUUCUUCAACGGGUUCUACGCGGACUGCUCCAGGGACGGCGUCGUCGGGGAGCGGGCGGACUGCUCACAGCGCGGGAGAAACAUCUCAGCAAAUGCCGCACUCCUCUUGCCGCGCAGUAUCGGCUACAUGACCUUGAACUCCAGUGACCCUCUGGACUACCCCCUCUUCUACCCGGAGUACUUCACUCGGUCAGAGGACGUCAUCAUGAUAAGGGACGCCGCUAGGUAUUUGCAGAGGAUCUUUGAGAGCAAAACAUUACAAGACGAGUACGGCAUCAUCCUCGACCCAGAAUACGCGGCCCCGUGUUCCGAGGCGGGCGCGGCGUGGUCGGAGCCGUGGCUGGACUGUAUGGCGCUGCAGCACACCGACCCGCAGAACCAUCAGCUCGGCACUGCCGCCAUCGCCCGCGUGCUGGACACCGACCUCAGAGUCUACAAUGUUACAGGUCUUCGAGUGAUCGACGCGUCGUCGAUGCCGACGCAGCCUACCGGCAACCCGCAGGCCGCCAUCAUGAUGGUGGCCGAGCGCGGAGCACACCUCAUCAAACAGGAAUGGUCCAAAUCGACGUAGUAUUCAUAAAGAUACUGACCUAUCUGUUACCGCCGUAGCCAUAAAAUAUUAAAACGUAAAAUAUGUUUGGUAUCGUACUUUCUUAUAUUGUGCAGUUGAUUUUGUUUUUUGAAUAAUGAUUUUAUCGAUAUGUUUUAUUGUGCUCCCGUAUGAUAAAGACAGCAAAUGUUUUGCAACAUGCUGUGGCAAGAUGGCAGGAUGCUUGUACAAGCACAGUUAUUCGUAAAACGAGUCACCAUAUUCUUGAUAAACUUAUGAAGUCAAAUGUUUUGCAUUUUUAUCAGCACAUACACAAUACAACUGUAUGGAAAUCGCACGUAUACACGCGUGUAUAGGAGUAAGCGUUACAAAUCCAUAGUUACAACCGCACAGUAAUUCGGUGUGCACAGGCCUUUACAAGGCGUUCGUUUUAUGUUAUGAGACUGUAAAGUCUGUUGAUAGUGCAAUAAUAAUAUUACUAUAAUUUUAGACAAUUAUGAUAACCACUACUUUAUUAGGUACUUAUCACAAAUUCAUCAAUUUUCACCAAAAUGAAAAACCAGGGUAUGUCUUUUGUGUUUUAACAUUCAAAGUUCCACAGUAAUAUUCAAGCAAGCGUUUUUACACAGCAAAAUUUUUUAAAUAAAGUUUUAUAUGUUUGAUACAGAAUCUCGACACUAUUUUCUAUGUAAAAAAUUUUAAGUAAGUAUUUGAAACUCUACUUGAACUAAAUGAAAAGAUUUCACAAUGAAUGUCAACAGUAAUGAUAAAUAUGUCAUAAAGCAAAUGAAGUCAGUCUGUAAAAUAAUGUCAAUGCUUUUGUUAGAUCUCGUAUGAUCGUAGAAGAAAUAGUUACAUACCUAAGUAUAUUUUUUCUUACUUAGUAAGCACAGCUUACGUAGACGACAUGAAGUACAAUUUAAUUAAAUAAAUACAAAAUGAUAAUUGCAUUUAAGUACUUCCUAUUUCCAUAAUGACCAAUCUUGGUAAUAUUGAAUAUAAGAUAAAUAAGGCUUGUUUUAUAAUGUUUUCGUGGCUAUUUCUGUUGCAUGUUAGCAAGUAACAUUAUAUAUUUAAACCAGUUUCUUUCAGCACCGCUAUAUCAUAACUACAACGACAAAAAGGUCUAUGUGGAAACAUUUUAGACCUAACAGUAGAUUACUUAAUGAUAUUUUAAACGAGGAAAAUGUUGAAAAUCUAUACUAAUAUUAUAAACGCGAAAGUCUGUCAGUCUGUUCCGCUGCAACGGCUAACCACUGGACCAAUUUUGAUGAAAUUUGGUAUGCAUGUAGUUAAAGGCCCCCGUUCAAAAAAAUACUUUUUUUUUUUCAAAUAUCAACCCCCAAAUUAACGUUUGUAUUAAAAUCGUGUCUGUUCCGCAUUCGCAAAGAGAUUCACGCGGGCGAAGAGGCGGGUAAAAGCUAGUUUACAAUAUAUUGACCUGUGAUUUGUAAAAAGUGUGAUUUAAUGAUAAUAAAGAUGAAUUCAACAUUCGUUGUUUUUGUCCGCCGUUACUCAUUUUAAUGGCGUUAUGAUCUUCAACUUAGUCUCCUUACUAAAGUAAACAAUGUAAUGUUAGGAAGUUCUUGUAGUUGCGUUGGUGUCACAACACUUUGCAACUACAAUGCAAACAAAUACAUACUUAAACCUCUAUACAGCCUGUUAAGAAAUUGAAGAAAACAGAUUUUUGACGACCUACGUUUUUUUGCCUUUGCAAUACCUAAUCAAAUGGUCAAGAUUGGUUGAUAAACACCCAGUGUUGCCAGCCAACUGUAGACAAAGCCCUCAUUUAGUUUCGUCACUUGUCAGAAUAUACAUUUGUGUUUAUAUCACGCGGACACUGGCCCGUAUGUUUAAUAAUAUCAUGUCGUUCAUUAUACGUGUAGGAUUUAUUUUAAAUUUACUAUAAAUAGUGUUGUUUCAUUAUAACGUCAGAGCAGUUUUUUCUAUAGAAGAAUGACGUCAUUUGACUUGUUUAUCUUGGCAUUCACAGCACUAAGGAUAGAGAAUUUUGUAUGAACCAAGCAACUACAAAAUAAUAAAAAACUAAUAUAAAUUACAACAUGGCUAGUGUAAUUAAAAUAACCAAAAUUAUAAUUAUAAACAAUAAUGAUCUCAUUUGAUAAGAUUUAACUUUAGUUUCAUGUUUAUUAUACAUUAUUUAGCAAUAUAAAAACCAUAGGGUUUUUUAAAAUUAAUUUUGAAUUUAUAAGCAUCCUCAGAAAUCACACUAUCUAUUGGUGAAAACCGCCUAAAAGUCAAACAAGCAACAAGGGAACCAACCUCUUUUUAUAAUACAUAAGCAUGAAGCAACAGUUGAAAUUAAACAAAAAAUUAUAUGGUAAAAAUUAGUAAUAUAAUAUGGCUUAAUAAAUACAUACAUAGGUACAUGAUUAUUUAUAUCUAUGUAACACACACGCUUGCAUAUUACGAUAGCUAUCAUCUCCUAAACUAAUAAUUCAUAAUUUAAAACAAAUUUUAUGAACUUAAGUUAAAAUAUAUACUUCAUUAAAAAAUAUUACUGAAUUAAUCAAUCUCUUACUUCGGGAAUGAUUCUAAUACUUCUGAUCAAUCACAUUAUUAAGAAAAUUUCAAAUCAGAAAGAACAAAAAAUAAAAUUUUCAAUUUCAGUUACAUGUUAUACAUGGAAUCAUAUUGAGAAAUGCAUGGUAUAUAAAACACGCCAUUUCGAAAAUGCAAUGUUAAUAAACGGUAUUUUAGCACCUCAGUCUGUAAUUCGAGAUUAUACUGUUUCUGAUUUAGAACAAACAUAGCUUUAUAAUAAAUCUUAAUAUAAUACCAAUACAAAAUUUGGCAAUAAUCAAUAUGUAAAUUUGGGCGGGUAUUAAGUUUUCAAAAUAAGUACUUAAGUUGAAAUUUACCUCUAUCAAGCAUAUCACACUUGAUUUUGUUCAAAUUAUUAUGGGUUAACAACAUUUUCCAACAUAAUUUGGAAAUGAAUGACAUACACUACAGAGUUUUUAAAAAAUAUGAUAGAAGUGAAUGCAUCAUAACUGACAGAGAAAACUAUAGACAUUUGACAUCAUUGCUCGUACAAGAAAAAAAUGCAUACUAGAAAUAGACACAAAAACGGCUAAUGGUGCUAAUAUCUUUAUUCCUUCACUACGUGCCUAGUUUUACAAGGCCAAAUCUGCCUCUUUGUAUGAGAUGGAAGCAUGAAAGUUGUAUAGAAAUCUUCAAUUACAAUUGGGUACGCCAGCCAGUCUUUAGUUUUCAUUGUCUUUGUUCGUAC